CUUCCUUUGAUCUUCCAUAAACAACAACCAAAGCAAUCUUUCGCUUCUUAAGAUCAUCACUUACGUAUAACCUUAAUUUUUCGUCUUCGUCAUGGAAACAACAAUGUCGGUUCAGCCUCAGCACCCAACAUACAGGAACUUGAUCACCAUUUUAAGCAUUGAUGGGGGUGGUAUCAGGGGGAUUAUUCCUGGAACUAUACUAGCUUUCCUUGAAUCACAACUGCAGGAGCUGGACGGUGAAGAAGCUAGACUUGCAGACUACUUUGACGUGAUUGCUGGAACAAGCACAGGUGGUCUUGUGACCGCCAUGUUAGCUGCUCCAAAUGAAAAUAAUCGACCUCUCUUUGAUGCCAAGGAUAUCACGCCCUUCUAUCUCCAACACGGUCCUCGGAUUUUCCCACAGAAGGGUGGCUUAUAUGGAAUCUUCAGAUCACUGAUAGGGCCCAAGUAUGACGGGAAAUACCUUCAUGGGGUUCUAAGGGAGAAAUUAGGAGAAACUCGGCUGCAUAGCACAUUGACCAAUAUUGUUAUUCCAACUUUUGAUAUCAAGAAUCUGCAGCCAACUGUUUUCACAUCCUAUGAGGCGAAGAAAAAUCACUCCUGUUUGAAUGCUCGACUAUCCGAUAUAUGCAUUGGUACUUCGGCAGCUCCAACAUACCUUCCUGCUCAUAACUUCAAGCACCAAAACGAUGGGGGAAAGGUUUCUGAAUUCAAUCUUAUAGAUGGAGGUGUUGCUGCAAAUAACCCGGCUUUAGUUGCCAUAAACCAAAUAACGAAAGAGAUCUUCGAUGCCAAUCCUGAAUUCUUCCCAAUAAAGCCCACAGACUAUGGUCGCUUUCUUGUAAUCUCAUUGGGCACUGGCUCAGGAAAGAUAGAGAAAAAAUACAGUGCUCAAAUGGCAGCAAAGUGGGGCCUUCUUGAUUGGCUAGUUCAUGGCGGUUCAGUUCCAAUAGUGGAUGUGUUUACUCAAGCAAGUGCAGAUAUGGUUGAUUUGCACCUAGCUGUGGUUUUCCAAGCCCUUCAUUCAGCACAGAAUUACCUCCGAAUUCAAGAUGACACCUUGACUGGGACAGCAGCUUCAGUUGAUGACUCUUCAAAAGAGAACUUGAACAAACUUGUAGAGAUAGGGGAGAAACUGUUGAAGAAACCAGUAUCAAGAGUGAAUUUGCAGACGGGUCAUUCAGAACCAGUCAAGAAUUGUGGCACAAAUGAGGAUGCUUUGAGAAUGUUUGCAAAAAAACUUUCUCAAGAAAAAAAGUGUCGUGAGGCCGGAAAAUCUACACACAUGGAGCACGUUGAUCCAGAUUACUAGU
This is a messenger RNA of Juglans regia (Persian walnut), 1313 nucleotides long. Its product is annotated as patatin-like protein 2. NCBI's taxonomy places the organism in Eukaryota, Viridiplantae, Streptophyta, Magnoliopsida, Fagales, Juglandaceae. The transcript has 7 exons. Gene Ontology annotation, biological process: lipid metabolic process. The record is from RefSeq and is a predicted model, not a curated record. The coding region runs from base 92 to 1312 and encodes 406 amino acids. Gene Ontology annotation, molecular function: monoacylglycerol lipase activity; glycerophospholipase activity.